CCAUUUCUCCAGGAGGGGGGGGUGAAGGCCCCCCAAAUAUGCAUAUAUGAAAAGUCCAAAAAGUAACCGUCACUGACAGGGAGUCUUAAGUAAAGAAGGAAACGAGACCAAACUGGCGGGUUCAGCGAAAGCGCAGCCGGCAGCGUCCCGGACGAGGAGCUCCCUGAGGACUUUGGUUCCUAUGUGUAAAGAUGUCUUUGGUGGACUUGGGGAAGAGGCUGCUAGAAGCAGCCAGAAAAGGCCAAGAUGAUGAAGUGAGAACGUUGAUGGCAAAUGGAGCCCCGUUCACCACAGACUGGCUUGGAACAUCACCCCUCCACCUUGCAGCCCAGUACGGGCAUUAUUCCACAGCAGAAGUGCUCCUUCGAGCGGGCGUAAGCAGGGAUGCCCGGACCAAAGUGGACAGGACCCCCUUGCACAUGGCUGCAGCCGACGGACACGCACACAUCGUGGAACUGCUUGUUAGGAAUGGUGCAGAUGUGAAUGCCAAGGACAUGCUGAAGAUGACAGCUCUGCAUUGGGCCACAGAGCACCACCAUCGGGAGGUGGUAGAGUUACUUAUCAAAUAUGGAGCUGAUGUGCAUGCUUUCUCCAAGUUUGAUAAGUCCGCCUUUGACAUAGCGUUAGAGAAGGACAACGCCGAGAUUUUGGUUAUCCUCCAGGAAGCAAUGCAGAAUCAGGUGAAUGCUAAUUCAGAGAGAGGAAACCCCAUGACUAAUCCCGUGACCGUGACCACUCCGUUCAUCUUCACAUCAGGGGAGGUUGUUAACCUUGCCAGCUUGGUUUCAUCAAACAACAGCAAAGCAACCUCAGCCAAUUCAGAGGAGAUUGUGGAGAGAAAUGCUGUUGACUCAUCAAUCCAGCCAAUGGGGGAGAGCGGUGGCCAGCGGGUCAUCGCCAUAGUGACUGACGGAGUCCCUCUGGGUAGUAUUCGAACUGCAAUCCCGACUGGAAGCAUUGGCCAGCCAUUUAUUGUGACAAUGCAAGAUGGACAGCAAGUUCUAACUGUGCCUGCUGGUCAGGUGGCAGGGGAGACUGUGAUUGAAGAGGAGGAGGAGGAAGAAGAAAUAGACAAGCUGCCAUUAACAAAGAAACCAAAGAUCGAAGAGCUGACAGACAAUGUAGAGGACAGUAAGGAAGGCCGUGAGAGGGAGCUCCUGCAACAGCGGCUCCAGGAGGCCCACCGGCGAGCCCAGGAGUACCGACAGCAGCUCCUCCAGAAGGAGCAGGAGGCAGAGCAGUACCGGCUGCAGCUGGAGGCCAUAGCCCGGCAGCAGCCCAACGGAGUCGAUUCCCCCAUGGUCGAGGAGGUGGCUGAGGUGGAUGCUGUGGUCGUCAACGAAGGCGAGGUGGAAAGAGAAGCACACAUGACAAGAGUGGGAAAGACGACGGAGUCACAGCCUGCAGUGUCCUUGGAGACUGUUUCAUCUUAAUAUGCAGAUAUACAACUUGCACUGCAUUCAUCUUUUUACUCCAUUUUUAAGAAGAAAAAACAGAGGACAAAUAUAUAAAAAUUAAGAAUGUCCUUAGGAAGAAGCUACAAUAGGGCUCAAUUCUUGGUCUCAGGAAGGCUCUCUAUGCAACUGGAAUUCCAAGCCAUAUUUAGGGAACACUUCUUCAGUGAAUCAGGACCAAACCCCAGCGCACCCUGCUGCCUUAAGUGUAGACAUAAAGCCUGCUGCAUGCCAUAGGUAGUUUUUUGUUUGUUUCUAAAUAACUGAUUUUCUAUCAAAAGAUUUUACACUCCUAAAUACACACAUAUCGUCCAGUGACCUGAAAAUGUGCCUUAUACUUAGGACGUGUGUCUGUUGGAGAGAUUCCUGGGGAAGAAGAUGACAAGGAAGCUUUGGGCAAGAGGAAAGGCAUGCAUGCCACUGCCAAGGGGCAGGCGUUCCUCAUUACUCUGAGUUCGUCUCACUGAAAAGAAAUUUGUGAUUGCCCAAAAAAUGUGUAUCAGUAUGUGUCCAAAGUCUCAGGUGCCAUUUUAAGACACUAAAAGUUUUUUAAAAACUACAAGGAACGAUCUCGUGUUUGUGUGGGACAAGUGUCUAUAAAAUUCAGGUCCUGCAGGCUUUUUCCAGCACUGGAAAGUGGCCAAAACGAGGCUGGUGGGACAGUCAUACAAAUUUUGCUCUGAAUGUAUUUUAUAAAAUCAGAAUUAGAAGGGUGAUCUGUUGUUAGGACAACUUGCUUCCAGACGUUGAUUUACGUAAUAUCACGCUUAACAUCUUCCAUUUUGUAAGUCUUUGUCGGGUUUUCACAGUGUCCUUCCUGGCAUGUGUGUGCUUUUCUGGGGAAAUACUGUCCUUUUAAUGCAGCAUUUUCUGAGUGUGGAAAGGUGACUGGAGUGGGGACCUGAGGGCUGAAGUGGAGUGGACACUAAUGAUAUUGGCUAGUUUUGUUUCCAUUUGAUUCAUGAUGAGCGAUUGCUGCCUAUCUUUUUCUUGCGCCCAGCACAGGGCUGCGUGCCUGGUGUUUGUGCCCUGUGCAUGUUGACCAGUGCCGUGAAGUAGGGAACCACAGAUCCCGGCCACUGUGCCCACCUCCCCCCUCUCUCAGUCUGCCUGCUCUCCUUGUCCACAGAGUUUAGAAAACAUUUCAUUGCUUCAUUUUCCUUAUGUUUUAGCAUGGAGGUUUUCUCAGAGAAAAGGGGAUAUGGUUUGGAGAGAGGUUGUGGAAAGGCUGUCGCUUCUGACAUUGGUUCCUCAUCAAUCUAAACUUGCUUGCUUCCUUUGUUGAAAGAAACCCCGAGAACUGUGCUAAGUAAACAUUUGAGUGACUGUUUAGAAUAUGGUUUUCUUAAUUGGUGAUCAUGAGGAAAACAUGCAUUUUUAAUUUGGAAGAAAGAAGUGACAGUUACCAUGGUUCCGUUUACCUUGGUUAGCGGAGUGAUUUGCUGGAGUGUUCCAGAGGUGCAGAAUCAUUGCAGGUUCUGAAUAGACUGAAAACACAACUAAUUCCUUAAAAAAAAAAAAUUCACAGAGUUGACUACUAGAGCUUGGUAGGCGAGAAUACCAGUUUUGAAAUUCAUCUCAGCUGUUAGCCACCUCCGCUAGAUUUUCUCCCAGAACAAGAUACUCAGUACUUAGCCGCUGAGCAGCCUUGUUCUGUGCUGGGGGUCGACAGGUGGGCACAGCAGAGGAAUCCAGGUGAGGGGGAAGAUGGGGUCGUGCUGUCUGCUGCCAGCUCACUCUGUCUCUGCAACCCGUUGGACAAGGGUGCUAGCAGGGCUGCUAUGAGUGUGUCAGAGCCCUGCUUAAGAUGGAGUCUUGGUUAUGGUCUUGAUGUGUAUGUGUUGACUUUGGUACUAAAGAUUGAUUGCAGAAGACCCAACCACCUCAUCCUCUGGGAUAGCUGUUGGUGGAGGGCAGGGUUGUCCCCUCAACACUCCUUUCUCAAUAUCCAGAGCCCCCACCUUUUGGGAAAUGAGGAUGGCUCAGUGUUCUUCCCUGACACGCUUCCCUGCCAACCCCCAAACACAAACACCACACCCUGCCUCAGGAUCUCAUAGAGGGCCAGGCGUUGUGGAUGAUGGGGAUGCUGAAACCAGGAGAGAGAUGUGUCCAGCAGUGUCACAAACAGCAGUAGGAAAAGAUGGCCAUUAUCCCAGCGAAUGGAAAUGGGAUUUGAUCCACUGCUGUGUUUGCCAGGGGGAGGGCAUCAGCUGCCUUGAAGUGGUUAGAAGUUGAGUAUCAAAUGUGUUCAUGGCAAUGCCGUUUCAUGAAUUUACAGAUCAUUCUGGAUCAUUCAUGGAAGUUGGGAACUGCUUAGCUCUUCUAGGCUAGGGGAUUCCAAGUGGUUUAAUGGUGACGUUGGAUUAUGGAAGUUAAAUGACAGACAAGUGGUUCCAAGUUGGUCUCUGAGCAGGGAAUACCUGGAGCUUUGUCUAGUUUAAAGUUGCUUUAGCAAUGUCAGUAUUGUCAGGAAUUUUACCUUUGCAUUUUGGUCUUAAGCCUUUCCUACCUCCCCCCAACCCAAAAAAAAGAAAUUUUAAUACUUCUGUCUUUGUUCCUAGCUUCAGGGAAAUUAGUUAUAAAUGUAUAAAUGUACAAAAGGAGCACUCCCUUCCCACCACUAUCUCUCUGGGAUCUCUCAGAUGUCAUGUCAAAGUUGAGGUCUCUUAAAAACUAAAAGUUGAGAUCUCUUAAGUAAAAUAUGGGAGAACUUGGUUUUAGGUUUCUGUGUUUUGAACUCAGUACCUUAUUCUUUUUGUCUGUCAAGGAUGCAUUUGGCUGUGGUUUUUGUUUUGUUUUGUUUAUUACUUUGCUUUCUGCUUCAGCCUUGCCACUGCAGUAGUAACAUUUUGUGUCUAAAUAGUAAUGUUAGAAAUCUAUUACACAGAAAAUUACUUUUUUCUUUAUAUUGGUAUAAAAGAAAUGAACUUAUCAGAAGGCUCUGCAGAUAAAGUGUUGUGUGAUUGGGGCAAUUUCUGUACCCCUUUGUUGGGUGUAUGUCAGUGUGCAUGCUUAUAAAUACACAGGGGUUUUCACGCUUUCCUCUGGGUCAGGUUUAACUCUAAAGUAUUGUUAUAACCUGGAAAUAUUUUUUAUCUUAUUAAAUAUACAGAGCUUGUUCUCAAUGCAUAGGCUAAGGAACAAUAACAACAACAAGGGAAAAACCCACGUGUGACUAUGGCCCUUCUCAGAACAGGAAGUGAGGAGAAACCCACGGAGCUAGGCCCCACCACCGGGAGCCUAUCCCUGAUUUCCCAGGAGGUUUGCCAUGCAACAACACCAGAGAUGCCACCAUGGAUGCCACAGAGCCAGGACUGUGUCCAGAGUGAGGGACUCCUCUCCUGUGCAGGCUUUUUGUGACGUCCCCUGCACUUCAGACAGAACUCCCGAGCAGGAUCGUGGCAGAAGGAGCAGGUGUUCUGGGUGUCUGCUGUCCCAGUUCAGAAGACCCAUCAUUUUGAGAAGCUCGUGUAGCCCACCCCUAAUGUGUAGACCCGCAGGGCUGGGAGAUGGAGGCCGACAGGUGUUAAGGGACUGUCUGUGCUGGGCUCCUUGCUCAGACCACCCCCGGAUGACUGAGACCAAGAAAGGACUGUGAGACUGGAGCCCCAGGCAUCACCCAUCUGCUCUGAGCUCCUGCCCGGCCCCACUGCAGUGAGGGAGAACCGUGUGCUGCCACACAGUCAGUACCCCAUUUCCUAUACUGAUUGAUGUAAUAAGACCCGGACUGAUGGUGUUAGUUGGAAUUAAAUAGCGUAAACACUGUGUUGCUGCCUUUUUCUUUUUUUCUUCCCUUUUUAUUUAAUUUUUUUGUUUGUUUGUUUUUGCAUCUCUAGAAUGAAGGAAUAGCAUAACAGCAUAACAUUCCUAGGUUUUAUGGUGCAGUUUGGCUUGUUGAUGACAGGAAAUUCUGAUUGCCUGUCUGUGGCCCGCCUCCACCCCUGACGCCAGCAAACACCCGCAUCUGUCUCUGUGAGCCGCCGUCCCUGUGGUGUGGAGACUUCCGGCCACUAGGCUCCUGUCCGUCAUUUCUAAUCUGUGGGCCAUGUCCUUCUCCUUGCCACUCCCCUCCCUCACUGCUGCGUAUUUUCUGUUUGUUCUGACUCAGUUGGUUUCGGAGAAUUAAUCAAGGUCACACCUUGCAUCUGGGACUUCCUAGUAGGCAACAAAGCAGCUCUCUCCCCUGGUCUUGACCUACGCGCUCUCCUUAGGCCAAGGCUGUGUGUGGAUGCAUGCGCAUUGCUGGGAGGGGGCGCACCUGAUUUAUUUUCACAGUGUCCUCAAACUUUCAGAUUACCUGACAGCUUUAUGUACAGUGUUAGUAAGAAAACAAAUAUCCUUCCCUUUUUAUUUAGGAUAAAAAUGGUGGGGUUUUUUUUUUUAGGUUAAAAAUAUUUGAUUCUGAUGACCAAGUUUGUGUGUGUCUGUGUGUGCAUGCGCAUUUGUGUAUAUAUAUUACAGAUCUAUAUUAUAUUUACAGUUUUUGUACUAUCAUUUAAAAUAAAGAUGUUUCUUAAUAAAAUGUCAGAGUCUUACCA
Molecule: messenger RNA, 5992 nt
Organism: Ochotona curzoniae (black-lipped pika)
Lineage: Eukaryota; Metazoa; Chordata; Mammalia; Lagomorpha; Ochotonidae
Gene: GABPB2
Product: GA binding protein transcription factor subunit beta 2
Exons: 8
Coding region: 192-1433 (413 amino acids)
Biological process (GO): positive regulation of transcription by RNA polymerase II
Cellular component (GO): nucleus
Molecular function (GO): protein binding; transcription cis-regulatory region binding
Source: RefSeq, a predicted model, not a curated record